Sorex fumeus (smoky shrew) is the source of this 738-nucleotide messenger RNA. RefSeq names its product PIGB opposite strand 1 (gene PIGBOS1). Lineage: Eukaryota; Metazoa; Chordata; Mammalia; Eulipotyphla; Soricidae. The transcript is spliced from 2 exons. The record is from RefSeq and is a predicted model, not a curated record. Bases 186 to 350 code for a protein of 54 amino acids.
GCGGCCACACACGCGCGCGCGCGUGGGCCGGGCUCAUCGCUUCUACCGCGGCCUCGGGGUCCCGGCGCUGGUCGCGGCCACUGCUGGGGGUCGCGGGGUUCAGACGGAGCUGAGACAUCUGAAGAGAUACCCUGACCGUGGCAUGUGAUUUUUCCAGACAACGUUGGCACCUUGCUGUGUUGAAAAUGUUUGGGAGAUUGACGUUUCCACAACUGCUUUUUGCCAGCAUCCUUGGAAUUGCUGGAGGAAUAUAUAUUUAUCAACCAAUAUUUGAACAGUAUUUCAGAGAUCAAAAGGAAUUAAGAGAAAACGUGAAAUCAGCGCCAGAUUCAAAAGAGAAGAAAAGUUAAUGCUACAUGAAGUUGAAUUGUAAUUUCUUAAUGUUCCUUUGAAAAUAUACUUUGGUAAUAACCUAAAAUUUUCUCUAGUACAUUUUUAAACCUAAAUUAUAAUGAUUUUUAGUAAUUUUUGAAACCAGCACUGUUAAUUUCUAAUGUUUAUUGUAAUUUUACUUGUAGUGUCUUUUCUCCAGAAAAUGAUCUGUGAUUUCCCUUUAACUAAAAACUUGAAUGUCUUGGGCCCGAGCGAUUGUACAGCCUUGCAUGUGGCCGACCUGGGUUCAAUCCCUGGCAUCCCAUAUGGUCCUCUGUGCACUGCCAGGUGUAAUUCCUGUGUGCAGAGCCACAAGUAACCCCUGAGCAUCGCUGGGUGUGACCCAAAAAGCAAAAAUAAAAAUAA